AUGGUUAGGGGGCACCGGGCAAUUAGGUGCGACGAUGAGCUCUCGCGGGACUUCCUGGCGGAUUGCGUUGCCAGACUAGGCAACGCAUGGAGGGGGAUAAGCAUAAAGCUGGUCCCCGCCAAGGACAUCCCAAGGAGACCAAGAGCUCGCAUUUGGUUACCCAAGUGGCUGUCUAGCCAUGAAAGGGUGCUCAAGACUCUGCAAGCAAUGAACAAGGGAGUCGAUAUGGAGGACUGGGCCAUCCUCAAAGCGGAACGGGAGAUGAAGUCCAGCCAGCCAUACCUGUUCCUGAUAAACCAGCGCUGCCUAGAACAGCUGAAGGCAGCAGACAUUAAAGUCCGGUACGGCAUUAGGAAAGCCAAGGUAAAGGUCUUCCUAGACGAACCGGACGAUAUUCUGAAAGACGAAGUCGAGGACGCCAACAAGCUGAUGGACGACUUGGCAAUCGACGACAGCACCCCUAACAUCACCCCGAUCUAA
Molecule: messenger RNA, 480 nt
Organism: Drosophila kikkawai
Lineage: Eukaryota; Metazoa; Arthropoda; Insecta; Diptera; Drosophilidae
Source: RefSeq, a predicted model, not a curated record